AUGGAGGCGCGCGGACGCGGAUGGGGCGACGGCGACGGCGUGGACGUGCGAUGGCUCGAGAGCGAGCGAGCGGAGGCGUUGCGACGGGCCGAGGCGCUGCGCGAUCGCGUGUUGGCGUCGAGACGGUUGUUGAGCGAGGAAUUGCGCGCGCGACGAGACGCGGAGCGGGGGCGACGGAUGCGGUACGGUGGGGACGAGACGGAGGCGUCGCGCGGACGGCGGGCGGCGCCGACGCGGGAGCGCGAGCCGACGACGCCGACGCGGGCGGCGAGGCUUCGUAGGGAGACGAACGAUUUGGGAGAGAAGUUGGAAGAUUUACGAGCGAAGCUCGAACGGGCGAGCGCGGCGAACUCACCGGGGGUGUCUCGCGGGCCGUCGCCGCUGGCGUCGCCGCUCAAGGCGUACGGAGACGGUGACGACGCGCUCGAUCGAGCGAAGGGGACGAUGCGAGAGCGUUUCGAGAGCGAGUUGGAGAACGCGAAGAGAGAGGCGCGAGCGGGGGAGGAGGAACUGCGCAAAGAGCUCGCGCGCACGCGAAUCGAGCUAGAGAACGCAAGUCGCGCUCGCGCCGAGCUGGAAUCCGCGCGAGAAGAAUCACAUAGACUCGCACAGUCGCUGAGCGCAGAGACGACCGAGCGAGAGAAGGCGAUCGAGCGGGCGGUGAAUGCGGCUAGGGAGGAAUUCGAAAGGCGCGCGCGAGAUUCCCGCGACAUUGCGGAGCGAGAGGUGGCGGCGCGCGUGCAGGAAAUCGCCGAGCUCCAAGCCAAGCUCGUCGCCGCGCGCGCUGAGUUCGACGCGCAUCGCAAGGCAGAAAGCGGAGCUCUUUCGUCACAAAUCGCGCAACAAACGACGAUUCAGCAUAAUCUCGUGCAAGAGCUCACCGAAGCGAAGACGGAGGAACAGCGAGCAAAGGUGCGGGCGAGAGCGCUUGAGGAACGCGUCGCUGAACUCACAGAGUCGCUCGAAUCGGCGCUGAAACAGAAUGCGGUCGCGGCGAAGGAUCAGAACGAGGCGGUGUCACUUAAAGAGCGAACGCUCGGCGCGGAUCACGUCGCAAAGACGAUGGAGAUGGAGAGGCUGAACGAGGAACUUAAAUUAACUGUCGAGCGUCUGCGAGCGGAUGACGAAGCGCGCUUGAACGCCAUCGCGAGACUCGAGGGUGAGCUCUCGAAGGCGAACGAAGCGUUGACAGCGUCGACGAAAGCCGAGAACGCGUGCACGGUGCGAGCGAAGGCGCUUGAAGAGGAGCUCGAGCGCGUCAAGAGUUCUGCGAGUUCUGCGACGGAUUCGGCGAUGAGCGAGCUCCGCACCAAGGCAAGCACGCUCGAGGAUCGCGUGCGAGAACUCGAGCUUGAGCUCGAAACCGCGCUCGCUAGGUACGAGACAAACGAGGCUGAGUAUCAAAAGAUUGUCGAGGAGGUUACGGCGAGAAACGAAGCGCUCAUGGCGAAACACGUCGGCGCGGUGGACACUUCGACCAGGACGCUGCAGACGCAAAACGAACGCCUAAAGAACGAGCUUGACGCCCUCACGAAGGAGCUCUCGGAGACACGACGCGCCUCUGAAACUGGAAGCAUCUUUGCUUCUUUCCUCGGCGGACCUUCGGGUCUGAGCGCGGCGACGAAGAAGCAAAUAAAGGACCUUGAGGAUCUCGCCGAGUCACGCGCCGCCGCGUGCGAGGCGCUCGAGACACGUCUUCGCGAAACGGUUGCCGAGCGCGACGCCCUGCGCGCCCAACAAACCAAUCCAACCCCAUCCCUGGCCUCGCUCUUCGGUCUCGUGUGA
Ostreococcus tauri is the source of this 1785-nucleotide messenger RNA. Its product is annotated as unnamed product. Bases 1 to 1785 code for a protein of 594 amino acids. The transcript has a single exon. Lineage: Eukaryota; Viridiplantae; Chlorophyta; Mamiellophyceae; Mamiellales; Bathycoccaceae. The record is from RefSeq and is a predicted model, not a curated record.